AUGAAUAAUGAAGUGCAAAGUUUAGCAAUGUUUUUCAAUUCUUCCGAUAUAGACUGUUUUCACAUUGAAUACAUGAAAAAAGAAUUAAACUUAGCUGGCAAUGCAGUGACAAAUUAUGAUGGAAAGCCUAUAAGAGAG
This is a messenger RNA of Dentiscutata heterogama, 138 nucleotides long. NCBI's taxonomy places the organism in Eukaryota, Fungi, Glomeromycota, Glomeromycetes, Diversisporales, Gigasporaceae. The record is from the annotation of a GenBank genome assembly.